GACAUUUGCAGCUACAAAAUUUUAAGAAGCAAACAUUCUUAUACAUAAGAGGGGGUCACAGAAGCCAAAAAUAUGAAAUAAUUUGUCAUGUCAGUUUUAGGGGCCCUAAGACACCCAGCUAAAUUACCAAUAAUACUUCAGAGAAGGGGGAAGUAGUCAACAGCUAGUGGAAAAAGUGCUCUGUGUGAUCUCAACCUCUCUGGGCCUCCACUUCCUCAUCUGUAAUAAGAGUAGGUUGGACUAGACCACGGGAUGGGAAGAGACCAAAGUUCCAUCCAGUCUUCAAUCCUAUGCUAGGCACCUUUACUGGCACACAGGGGAGGCUGCCAUAGGCAGGGCAGCACCUCUGAGGACCUGGGCAGUGGGCUAGACAGGUACUGCCUGUAUUCGCCUUUUGAUACUGAGGGGAUCCUGGGAAGGCUUCUCUGAAGACCGCCUAGCCACUUGAUGGACCACAGUGGGUAGGACAGAGAAGAUAGCCUCACUAGCCUCACCCUGAAGUGCCUGGAAGUCAUGGAUCUUGAUUACUAGGCUGGCACGAGGGUCACAUUAUUUAAGAAGACAGAAAAAGCUUAUCAGCAUAAAACAAGAAAAAGUGGAAGGAAGAGCAAGAUUACAGAAAGCUUGGUGAGAAACCCAAUUAAACCUCAUCAUUCGAAGAUCAUGGCACGAGAGAAAACACAGAUAAUCGGAACAGCUGUCUUAGAAACUGCAAUGCAGAUUUAUAGCAUGAAAACCACCAUACCCAAACACACAUAAAGGGAAGUCCAAGAAGAGGUUUGUGUUCGCCUUAUGUGCCUCCUUAAGGUCUUAGCAAUCACUCUGUGUCCCUUAUCUGAGUCUCUCUGACGCCUGAGAGUAAGGGGGGGAAUGGAAAGGGGGAUGGGAAGGUAAGGGAUUGAACAGUUGAGGUGAGAGGAAAGGACAGUCCCCACUGAUUGGUGGUAAUAGAAGGCAUGCCUUCUCUGUGGUUGCUAAGUAACAGAUGUAAACAAUAGCAACUGUGGGAUCAUGGCUUCUAACUACAGUGCUAAUCAGUUUGAAAAUUCCUUUGCCCCGAACUAUCUUCGGAACUGGUGCAUAGCCAAAGACGACAAAAAGCGCCCUGAAACCCACGAUGGCUACACUCAGAUCAUCGCUAAUGAUCGUGGUCAUCUGCUACCUUCAGUUCCCAGGUCCAAGACCAGUCCCUGGGGCACAUUCAUGGGUACCUGGCAAAUGCCUCUGCAGAUACCACCAGCUCGAAUAACCCUGACUUCUCGUUCCACUGCUGCUGCCAACCGACUAAUAAACUGGGUGCAGAAAAACCCCGAUCUACUCAAUGCUUCCAAUGGACUACGUCCAGAAAUCCGGGGACAUCCCCAAGAUUCAGGACCACACAGAAACGGGAGCCCAAAGCCCCCAGAGAAGACUACUACUCCAAAGGCUGUACAAGAGAUUCCGCAACCCUCGAAACCCUCUUCAGUCGUAAAUUCCCCACCCUCAAGAGGCCUCCCCAAGGCCUCCCCAGCCCCACUUCCACCCCCAAAUCGAAUCCGUUCAUGCUCAUGCUCCUGCUCCAGCUCCAGAGCUUCAAGAACUGCACCCAACAGUCCUGUGACUCCAGAGGCCUGCCAUAGUCCUAAUGAGCCUGAGGGCCAAGAAAUCCAAGAGAGGAAUAUGGAAAAUUCUAAUGAGGAACCCCAGCAGGAGUCGGAGGCACGAGCCCCACUGAGUCCCAAGGAGAUAAUGGAGUGAACCUAAUUCUGCUUCAGGAAUGUCAAACAAGUUUAUAUGGGGUGUGGAUAAAUGAAAAUUUUAAAAAUAAAAUGUGAAGUUUUCUUCUGA
Vombatus ursinus (common wombat) is the source of this 1827-nucleotide messenger RNA. It is a transcript of the gene CFAP126, whose product is annotated as cilia and flagella associated protein 126. The record is from RefSeq and is a predicted model, not a curated record. NCBI's taxonomy places the organism in Eukaryota, Metazoa, Chordata, Mammalia, Diprotodontia, Vombatidae. Gene Ontology annotation, cellular component: ciliary basal body. Gene Ontology annotation, biological process: cilium organization. Bases 1012 to 1737 code for a protein of 241 amino acids. The transcript has 5 exons.